AUGAAUCCGCGCUGGACGACGAAGAUAUACGUCAUCAUCGAUAUCGGAUCUUUCGUAUGCCAGAUCAUGGGGUCGGCGAUGCAAGCUUCCGGUGACCCGGACGGAGUGAAGACUGGAACCACCGUCGUCAUCGCAGGACUGGGUACGCAAUUGGUUGCUUUCGGCUUCUUCAUCCUAAUGGCGGUGGUAUUUCAUCGAAGGUUAAACAACGAACCUACCAGCACGUCACGGCGAACACAUGUCAAGUGGCGCCGCUACAUGUGGGCUUUGUACAGUGUCAGUGUGCUUGUCGUUGUGCGGAGCAUUUUCCGGCUGGCGGAGUUUGUCGAGGGGCCAGAAAUCACAAAGCUAAGAGAUCUGUCAGAAAAUAUCGCCUCCAUCAUUGUCAGCAAACAGUCCAAGGAUCUCUCCAAGGCGGGAAUAACCGAUGUGUAUGUCAUGAGCCGCAACUUGAACACCACCGCAGUCAACGGUACCGCAGCCAGCGGUCCGGCGUAUCUCCGCAUCUUCGUCCAUAUCGACUACCAAUCGAUUACAGUUGUCAAAGCGAAGAUCGGGAAUGGGAAGAACGCGAUCGGUGCGCUUAUCGACGAGGUGGACAAGGUCAUCGAGAGUCUCAUGGAAGAGUCAUAG
This is a messenger RNA of Alternaria ventricosa, 633 nucleotides long. RefSeq lists its product as uncharacterized. The transcript is spliced from 2 exons. Gene Ontology annotation, cellular component: membrane. Lineage: Eukaryota; Fungi; Ascomycota; Dothideomycetes; Pleosporales; Pleosporaceae. The record is from RefSeq and is a predicted model, not a curated record. The coding region runs from base 1 to 633 and encodes 210 amino acids.